Molecule: messenger RNA, 972 nt
Organism: Stegodyphus dumicola
Lineage: Eukaryota; Metazoa; Arthropoda; Arachnida; Araneae; Eresidae
Source: RefSeq, a predicted model, not a curated record
AUGCCGGAUAUCGCCCUCAUACAAGAGCCGUACUUAGCACAUAGUCAUCUGCCAGGAAUUCCACCCACAAGCAAGACGUUCCAGUCAACCUCUCAACAGGCUGUCAUAAUUUAUAAUGGUCCGCUAUCUCCCCUCCUUACAUCUCAGACGCAACACUCAGUUACCAUUAAACUAGAGACAACUACGGGACACCUUCAAAUUACUAAUGUGUACUUUCCACCAAGUGAGGAAUUAGAUCCACUAUUAAUAGAAAUCAGCACUGUCGUCAGAAAAGGGAACAACCAAAUCUUAUUAGCAGGUGAUUUCAAUGCUUCAAGUCCCUUAUGGGGGGCGCGAGUGGAAAACGUAAGAGGCAAAAUGGUUUUAGAAUAUGCAAUGACAAACAGAUUAAGCAUCAUAAACACGUCAGACUCACCGCCCACCUUUCGCACUAUAAGGGCGGAAGGUUGGCCGGAUUUAACCAUGGUUUCUUCCCAAUUAGCAAAUCAAAUGUCGGAAUGGCAUGUUAUGGACAUUCCCUCUCUGAGCGACCACAGAAUAAUCAGCUAUCUAAUAGGCGCUCAGUUAACUUAUACUCUAAAACAGAGGUUCCUUAAUCUGCUUCGUCCUUAUGUAGGUCAAUUGAUUUUCAACUUCCAAGCAAGCAACACCGUAGACGGACUGGAUGAUGCCUACAGGCAUUUAAUUGGAACUCUAACAAGUGCAGCAAAACAAACGUAUAAGAAAAAAACACCCAGCCAGAAGAAAGAACUUUCCUGGUGGAAUGACAAACUAACGGCAAACAGAAGAAGCAGAGUUCGGGCGCUCAGAAGACUGGCACAGUCAGAAACAGAUUCCAUACAAAGGGACCAAAAAAUGCAGACCAAGUCUGAACUUAAACUCAGUGUAGAUGAUAAAUCUGUGAAACCUGUAACACGAUCUGGUAGAACUGUAACUCCGCCAGACAGACUGGCAUAUAUUAAGGCUCUUUAG